UACAUCUUUCACAAUAUGGCUUCCCUUUGGCUUGGAUCACCUCUUAUUUACAGAAAUACCCUUCCGAACAGCAUGCAGAAACAACGUCGUACUCCUCGGCGUUUGGCUUGCCACGUCGUUGCUGAAACAGGUCCGGCGGAGGCUGUCGUUGUUCGUCGGUCGGGAAACUAUCGGCCUUCUCUUUGGGACGAGAAUUAUAUCCAAUCGCUUGAGAACAAAUACGCAAAGGAAAGCAAAGUCCAAGUGAAAGCCAACUUGCUGAAACAAGAAGUGAAGAAGAGGCUGGAUGAAACAGAAGGUCCUCUCCAACAACUAGAGCUCAUCGACACUCUGCAAAGGCUCGGACUUUCGUAUCAUUUUGAUAACGAAAUUACGACUAUUUUAACGAAAAUUCACGAGGGAAGAACAAAUAACGCUGUAACAAGUCACAAAAUUGAAGAUUUGAAUGCCACCGCUCUCGAAUUUCGUCUCCUUAGACAACACGGUUUCUUUGUCUCGCAAGAUGUUUUCGAUGAUGUCAAGGAUGAAAAAUCGUAUGAAACGUGUUUAAAAGGAUCAGACAAUGAUGCCAAAAGUCUUCUCUCCCUUUAUGAAGCUUCGUACCUUUCGACGGAAUCAGAUUUUAAGCUGAAGGAAAUUCGAUCUUAUGCCAAGAAGAGAUUAAGGGACUUUGUCACUAAAAGCAACACAAGCGAUCAAACGGAAUCAUAUAUUCGUGAGAUGAUAAUCCUAUCAUUAGAGAUGCCAUACCACUGGAGGCCAGUCGCUUUAGAAGCUCGAUGGUACAUAGAUGUGUACGGAAAGAGACGAGACAUGGAUCCGCUUCUGCUAGAAUUCGCCAAGCUAGAUUUCAACAUCGUACAGUCUUUCUACCAAGAAGACCUGAAAUCUGCUUUCAGGUGGUGGAGUAAGACAGGGCUUAAAGAACUUGAGUUUGCGAGAGACAGAAUACUUGAGAAUUAUAUUUGGAAAGUGGAAUUAUUCCAUGAGCCUCAACUUGGAUACCAACGGCGAGAAGUCACCAAAACUAUUGCGUUAACUACAACCAUUGACGAUAUUUACGAUGUUUAUGGCACUAUGGAAGAGCUUGAGCUCUUCACGGAGGCGGUCCGAAGAUGGGACGUGAACCUUGUUGAUGAACUUCCAGAAUACAUGAGGGUGUGUUUCCUCGUGCUGUUCAAUGAGGUCAAUCAAACGGGACAUGAUAUCCUUCGAGAUAAAAAAUUCAAUGUCAUCCCUUAUCUUAGGAAAGCUUGGACCGACAUAACGAGCGCAUACAUGGUAGAAGCAAAGUGGCACAAGCGCGGAUACAAACCAACUUUCAAAGAGUAUAUAGAGAACGCGAGGAUCUCAAUCGGUGCCCCGGUAAUAUUGAUUCAUUCUUACUGCGUUUUGGCCGACAAAAUCUCAAAGGAAACCAUAGAAAGUUUGGUUGAAGAUCGUCAACCCGUUGUCAAAGGCUCCGCCAUCAUCAUGCGUGUUGCCAAUGAUAUCGGAACUUCAGCGGAUGAGUUAGCAAGAGGGGACGUUCAAAAGUCCAUGCAAUGUCAUAUGCAUGAGACGGGAGCCUCCGAUGUGGCGGCACAUGAUUACAUGAUGGACGUGAUAAGCGAUGCAUGGGACGAGAUGAAUCACGAGAGAAUGUCACGUGGCUCUUCACUUCAUCGUCGUUUCCUUCAGACAUCCGUCAACUUGGGACGUAUGUCACUGUGUAUGUAUCAGUACGGUGACGGCCAUGGUUUUCCUGAAAAUGCUAAGACCGUUGACCGUACCAAAUCUUUGAUCCUUGACCCCAUUCCUCUCGAUUAAUCAUCGUUUAUUAACAGCCAUAAUUGGAGUUUGGCAUAUGAAUGUAAAUCUUAAUUAAGAUGUACCACUCGAGGUGGUGAAAAGGUUUCAACUUUUCAAUAUGUACCAUGAUCGAGAUAUUCGAAUAAAGAUUAAAGCGGUCUGGUCCGUCGCCAUACCGA
Molecule: messenger RNA, 1970 nt
Organism: Tarenaya hassleriana
Lineage: Eukaryota; Viridiplantae; Streptophyta; Magnoliopsida; Brassicales; Cleomaceae
Product: 1,8-cineole synthase 1, chloroplastic-like
Exons: 7
Coding region: 16-1809 (597 amino acids)
Biological process (GO): diterpenoid biosynthetic process
Molecular function (GO): magnesium ion binding; terpene synthase activity
Source: RefSeq, a predicted model, not a curated record